AUGGAGGCGUUUGGAGCCAGUCAGAUGCAGGCACUGGCCGAUCUGCUCUGUCCAGACACCGCAGACGACGCCGCCUUCAUAGGGGAAACAAAAGGAAGACAUAUAAACCCUCAAAAAACAGAAAAAUAUAAAAGUAGAGCAAAGCCAAACUUUAGAGUGAAAACAAAGGUUGGGAAGAUAGACGAGUUUCAGAUUUGGACUGAAGAAGACCUUAUUGAAGGCGCCACCUUUAAACAGCUAAAGGAUAACCGCGUGGAGCCCAAGUAUGAGACUUUUGAAGACCGCGUGGUAGUCGACUCGCCUCGCCACCGAUUGAACCUCCCGCUGGCAUACGCAGUGGACUCAGACAAAGGCACUGGAAAGUGGCUGGCCCCCACAAAUUGUCUUGUCUUAAGACUGCCAAUCAAACGUAAAAUUGAAUAUGUCCACGUCUAG
Messenger RNA from Eimeria acervulina, 435 nucleotides. RefSeq names its product sarcoma antigen NY-SAR-97, putative. The record is from RefSeq and is a predicted model, not a curated record. NCBI's taxonomy places the organism in Eukaryota, Apicomplexa, Conoidasida, Eucoccidiorida, Eimeriidae. Bases 1 to 435 code for a protein of 144 amino acids. The transcript is spliced from 5 exons.